This is a messenger RNA of Thyridium curvatum, 702 nucleotides long. RefSeq lists its product as uncharacterized. NCBI's taxonomy places the organism in Eukaryota, Fungi, Ascomycota, Sordariomycetes, Thyridiales, Thyridiaceae. The transcript has a single exon. Bases 1 to 702 code for a protein of 233 amino acids. The record is from RefSeq and is a predicted model, not a curated record.
AUGAUGCUGGGCGACGACACAGAGGCCAAGGAAAUCGAGCGUGCCGAGUACCUGCUCGACGCCCAGGAGAAGGCCAUCAAGCUCUUUGACGAGAUUGAACGAGACCUCAUCCGGCCGGGCAUCACCGAAAAGGCCCUCAGCGACGCCAUCCACGAGCUCGGCAAUUGGCGCCACGGCGUGUGCACACACUGGCACAAGCGCGUCGUCCGAAGUGGGCCCAACACCUUGCGGCCUUUUGCCGAGAACCCCCCUGAUCGUGUGAUCGAGGCCGACGAUAUCCUCUAUGUUGACCUGGUCUUUGAGGCGUGGGAGGCCGACUUUAGUCGCACAUUUGUCCUCGGUGACGACCCCCGCAAAAAGAAAUUGAGGGACUCGCUCGAACCCGUGUGGGAUGCCGUCAAGGCCUGGUUCGACACCAAUCCGGGAAUGACUGGCCAGGAGCUCUAUGGGAUUGCCUGUGCAGAGGCGUCCCGCACCGGCUUCGAUUUCGGCGCUGAUAUCGCUGGGCAUCUUAUUGGAUCAUUUCCGCAUGAGCGCAUACCCAAGGACCGAGUCUCGCUCUACAUCACCGAUGGCAACGCCGAGUCGAUGCGUACAGUUGACAAGAAUGGGCACCGGCGCCAUUGGAUCCUUGAAAUCCAUCUGCACGACAAGGCUAACCAGUUUGGAGGAUUCCACGAGAAACUCUUGACUGUUAGGUAG